UGUACUUUUGGUCGCAAGAUGGGAACGUUGUGUUACGUAUUGUUAGUGGUUGUCGCGGCACAUGCGCACACCCACAAUCACAACCACAACCACAACCAUGACCAUAAACAUCGUAAUCACAAUCACCAAGAUGUCCCAGAAUCACAGCAGUCUGUAGUAGUAUCACCCUACGGAGAAUUUCGCGGUAGCUAUAAUACAACGCGUCGUGGUCGCCAGUUUGAGUCAUACCGAGGAAUAUAUUAUGCUGAACCACCGGUGGGAGAACUGAGGUUUCAGCCACCCAAACUAAUCCUCGAGUAUAAAACCCCGGUAGACGCCAGUGAAGAUGGGCCAGCCUGCCCACUGUUGGUCGAUAGCAAUUACUACAUGGAUGAAAACUGUCUCACCAUCAAUGUUUAUACUCCACUUAAGAAGGACAGGUCCAAGCCGUUGCCCGUAAUUUUCUUCAUGCACCCUGGAGGAUUUUACGCCAUGACGGGCCGUAGUGACCUAGCUGGUGCACAUUAUCUACUCGACCGUGACAUUGUACUAGUUACCAUCAACUACAGACUUGGCUCUCUCGGUUUUCUAAGCACCGGCGAUGAGCUGGCCCCCGGUAACAACGGUUAUAAAGAUCAAGUGGCAGCACUUAAAUGGGUUCAACGGAACAUUGCCGCAUUUGGAGGAGAUCCUAACAGUGUAACUAUAACCGGCUGCAGUGCUGGAUCUAUAAGUGUUAUGCUCCAUAUGAUUUCUCCAAUGUCUAAAGGUCUUUUCCACCGAGGCAUUUCCAUGAGCGGGUCUCCUGUUUACAAGGGACCCACUCCUGACAAUCUCUAUCAUUUGGCUGUUAGACAGGCUGAAAUACUAAACUGCCCCACAGACAACUCUAAAGUUAUUAUUGAUUGUCUUAAAACUAAACAUUGGAGGGAUCUUGGAUCCUCUUUGCCGGGAUUCUAUGAAUUUGGUUACGACCCUGUCGGUAUUUGGAUGCCCAUUAUAGAGCGAGAUUUUGGCCAAGAAAGGUUUUUACCCCUUGAUCCAGUGGACGCAAUACGUGAGGGAAAGAUGCAUGCUGUUCCACAUAUUAUCAGUCAGACGGAGGAUGAGUUCUUCUGGAUGGCAUUUACGGUUUUGAAAAACAAAACUCUGACUGAUAAAAUGAAUGCUGAAUGGGAAAAAAUUGCUCCAAUCUCCUUCCUACUGAAUCGCGAAAACGCCACAUAUGCAACGCAGAGACUACGCACUGCAUAUUUGCACGACAAGCCGCUGAAAAAUGAUGCAGAGAAUGCUAAAAAUCUUGGUUUAUUAUAUCAAGACUCCAUCGAAAGCUUUCCUGUUCACAGGAUGGCGAACCUUAUGUGCCGCCACUCUCCGCAUCCGGUAUGGUACUACCAGUUUAGUUACAUCGGUAACCAUAGCUUCUACGAGGAUUCUGUGACUAAGAGGCCAGUUGCGGCGGCUCAUCACGACGAUCUGAUUUACUUGUUCCCCUUGAGUUUCCGUUUCCCUGGCAUCUCCACCGAGGGACUCGACGCGGUCCUUGUGGAAAGGAUGACGGGCAUUUGGUACAACUUCGCUAGAUACGGGGAUCCGAAUCCUCGUGGCGAUAUCCCUGAAUUGGAAUGCUUGAAAUGGCCAUCCAUGAAGCCCGAUGACCGCAAGUACUUGCGCAUUGGCAACGACUUAACCAUACACGAAAAUAUGAAGGAGGAAAGAAUCCAGGUCUGGGAAGAACUAUACCCAAUCAAAUAUUAAUAAAAGGUCUUUACAAAUAUUGUACCUACUAUGUAAGAUAUUUAUAUCUGACAUUUAUUUUUAUUAUUUAAAUAAAAUGCCAUAACUUUGAGUAAAAUAAAAGAACUAUAUUAUCAUUAUGAAUUA
Pararge aegeria (speckled wood butterfly) is the source of this 1863-nucleotide messenger RNA. RefSeq names its product venom carboxylesterase-6-like. The coding region runs from base 19 to 1737 and encodes 572 amino acids. The transcript is spliced from 11 exons. The record is from RefSeq and is a predicted model, not a curated record. Lineage: Eukaryota; Metazoa; Arthropoda; Insecta; Lepidoptera; Nymphalidae.